CACUAGGGGAUGCCAUGAGCCUGGCUCCCUCAGCCUGGGCCACCAGGACCGUAAGCCAGGGGACGGGGCCAGCUGUUACCUCCCAGAACCGUCAACCCGGGCUCCUCGUGAUUGGCACUGGCUCCUUCCCAGGUGCUCGGCCUCUGGAAAACUGCCUGCCGUGCACAAAGCCCCGAGCCUGGCAGGGUGUGGCAUGAGAGGUGGGCCAGGCGCAGCAACGUCUUGGAAGGUAACCGGCCAGGCUGCUGUCAACUUCCGCUCACCAAGCCCACAGUCGCAGCUUCUUGGGCUAGAAGGACCCCCAGACCGGCUCAUCGUGGCUUCCUGUUUUAUCAUGGAGACCCAGGGCCCAAGGAGCGCAAGGGAGCAGCCCGAGGUCGGUCAGCUGCACCAAGUUUGCUGCAAGCCAGGAGAACUUGACCAGGAAAUCCCCAGGAUAUUGUAAUGCUUGACAGCCAAUCCAAUUAAUCAUCAACUCGGUAACAUGAUCUCUGGCCCAUAAAAAGGGAACCUGUUGAGUCUUUGGAAACCUGACCACUGGCCUUCACCAGACAGCUCCCUGCAGACCCAGGGACCUGUGCCCAAGGACCCAGGCUGAUGGGAGCCCACCUCUGCUCCGAGGCCUCCGCUGAGGCUCCGCGAGAGGCACUUCGCUUCCACGAGGACGCCAAGGGCGCGCAGGUGCAUCUGGACGCGCGGGGCUGCACGGCGUGCAGGCGCGCCACGUUCUACGACGGCAUCGUGUUCAGCCAGCGGCCGGUGCCCCCCGGCGAGCGCGUGGCGCUGCGCGUGCUGCGGCAGGAGGGCGGCUGGUGCGGGGGCCUCCGCGUGGGCUUCACGCGCCUGGACCCCGCGCGCGUGUCGGCGCCCAGCCUGCCGCCCUUCGUGUGCCCGGACCUGGAGGAGCAGAGCCCGACGUGGGCGGCCGUGCUGCCCGAGGGCUGCGUGCUCCCCGGGAACGUGGUCUGCUUCUGGGUGAACCGCCGAGGCCGCCUCUUUGCCAAGGUCAACGCGGGCCGCCGGCUCCUGCUGCGCAAGGACGUGCUCGUGGGCGCCCCGCUCUGGGCGGUGAUGGACGUGUACGGCACCACCAAGGCCAUCCAGCUGCUGGGUGAGACUAUAGAUCCCACAGCCAGCCUGUGUCCCACAGCCAUGCCCGCGGUCCCCACUGAGGAGGCUGUGCCUGAGCCCGAAGUCACCCAGGGGGACGAGUGCAUCAUCUGCUUCCACCACGCUGCCGACACCUACCUUGACCCCUGCGGCCACUCACACUUCUGCAGCUCCUGUGCCCAGCGGAUCUUCAGGGAUACCGCCACAUGUCCUGUGUGUCGCUGGCAGAUCCAGGCAAUAGCCACACUGUGGUCACUGAGGACUGGGGAAGGCUCGUGAGAGAGGCUUCCAGAUGCAGCAGAUUGGACCUCGCUCUGCAGAGGGAGCAGGUGCAGCCCAGCCUCAUCCUGGCUGAGGGUCAGACAGCCUGGCCAGCCCCGGGCAGGACAGAGAGGGAUGCAGGGGGCUGGUGGUCACUCUACUUGCUCUUUCCCCAGUGGAAGUUGGGCUCGGGCCAGUGAGCAAGGAGAAACCUCUCUGCUCACUCCAGGUAUCCCUCCCAGGGUGCUGUAUGCAGAGAAGGUAGCCUGAGUCCUCACUCUAUGGCCAAGGUUGCUGUUUCUGUCUUGCAGGCCCAGGGUGUUGAAGACCUGGAGCAGGGAGUCAUGUCUGUAGGACGUAAUGGGUCACCUCCCUCAAGUGCCCCCUACAAAGUAAUCUGUAGUUAUCUCUCAGGGUGCUUGUGAGGUCGUGAUGAGAUUGCGCUUGAAAGUGCACUGUACUUAUGAUUUCUUUAACAAGUCUGAAAUACCACAAUAAAAUUU
Messenger RNA from Sciurus carolinensis (gray squirrel), 1874 nucleotides. RefSeq names its product neuralized E3 ubiquitin protein ligase 3 (gene Neurl3). The record is from RefSeq and is a predicted model, not a curated record. NCBI's taxonomy places the organism in Eukaryota, Metazoa, Chordata, Mammalia, Rodentia, Sciuridae. The transcript has 5 exons. Bases 598 to 1389 code for a protein of 263 amino acids.